AUGGCCGACGAGCCGGAGCUGAUCGCGGCCCCCGCCGUGCCCCUCGGGCACGUUCAGCGCCGCCUCCUCGACACGGGCCGCAUCCUCAUGACCAGCGGCUGGCUCGUCCUCAACUACACCAUCAGCAACCGCGCUGCGCCUGCCAACGAAGAGCACGCGCUCGUCGGGCUCGCGCUUCUGCUACUCGGCGUGUUCCUCACAACGCUGUCGCUGGUGGCCAACCAGUUCCCAGGAGUAGCAAGGGCUGCCGCUGCCGUGGCCGACGCCGUCCUCUUCUACUUCUUGGCGCCGGCGAACUAG
This is a messenger RNA of Miscanthus lutarioriparius, 300 nucleotides long. The record is from the annotation of a GenBank genome assembly. Lineage: Eukaryota; Viridiplantae; Streptophyta; Magnoliopsida; Poales; Poaceae.